UUUCUUAAGUAUAAUAGUGUGUGGCAUUAUUGUAUUAGUAUCUUUCAAGUGGUAUCAAAAAGAACUCUUCCCCACCUCCCCUCAACACUGUACCCUGGCACUUUUUUGAGACUACAAAUUCAGACCCCCCCUUCUCGCUUAUUACUCGUAUUCAUUCCUCUCUCUCUCUCUCUCUUAAUCUCUCUCUCUCUCUCACUAGUUUCAAAUCUUCUUCAUAGUACAAAAACCACGAUUCCCUUAUUGUAAUCCCAAAACCCUUUGUUUACCUUCUUAUUAUCUCUCUCAAGUCUCAACCAAAAAAAAAAAGAGGAAGACAAGAAAAGACCCCUUUUUCUCAUUCUAAACUCACAAGUCGCUCUCUCACUCUCCCACAACAGGAAAAAAGAGAGACCUUUUUUUAUUGUAAUCCCAGAAGCCAAAAGUCCUCUAGCAACAUACAGAACAACCGUGUCUCUCUGUUUUUAUCAUAUAUCUUUGUUUUCUGUUUUUGGGGGAAAUACUACAACUCUUUUCUUGAUUAUAUUAUAAUAUAUUGGCUCAAUUCAAUAUAUAAAAUGACGACGAUAGUAUGCCAAGGUUUACAGUCAUGUUUGGACUCACCACAGCUUGUUGAGUCGAGAACACUGAGGCUGAGGCUCUCUUCUUCCAUAACACCUCACUUGGCACCGCCACAGCCACAACCCUUUGAUUUGUCAGCCUUGAAAUCCUGCUUCCCAGAUGCCAAAGCAAACGAACCAGCAGAGAAAUGCCAGCAGCCUAAUCAACCCCAAGAAAGCCAGACCUCGAAGAACACUGAAACGGGUGGAUGGUGCUUCCUCCAAUCUCUCCCAAACAGUCAAAGUUACAAGUUUGACAAGGAAAAGACUUAUGUCCAUCCCAUGGUUAAAAGCUCAUCUUCUUGUCUUAGCGAAAAGAGCUUGAAAUUGUGUACUGAAAACUUGGGAAACGAGACAGGAACUGACAUGUCUGAAAGCGGCAUUUUGUCGAACACUUCGGAAUCAGAGUCAAAAAGUGAAGAUUGUUCUCGUCGGCGUUUGGCGGCUAGGAAAUCUAGAUCGUCAUCAUCACCUGCUCGUAACUUUCCACCUCCAUUGACAACGAUGAGUGGAGCUGAAUCUCUCCAAAUCAAGCCUCAUCGAGAAGAGGGGCGGCUUAUAAUCACGGCCGUUAAAAGUCCACCAAGAAUCUCUUGUUUUCACGCCGAGAGAAGUCAUGGCCGCCUUCGACUGUGCUUUAUGGAAAAUUAUACACCUACUUUUGACUCAGGAGAAAGAGUCACAAAUGAAGAAAGUGAAAGCUGUGAAAACGACACCAUAGAUGAAGAAGAAGAAGAAUUAGAUGAGAGAGAAGAAGAAGAAGAAGAAGAAGAAGAAGAAGACGAAGAAGAAGAAGGAUGUUCGAGUGAGGGCAUGGAUGAGAAAAAAAUACAAGUGGAGGGCCCAAUGGGAAUGGAAAAUUAUGAAAGGAAAAACUUAAGAAGGUGCAAAGAAGGUGGUGAACAUGAGAAGAACAAAGCAUUAAUGUUUAAUUGGGAUCAAUUUUGGGUGGCUACUUCAUAAAAGCCUUAUUUUGGAUUUUAUCUCUAUUAAUUUUACAUCAUCAAGUCCCAAAAUUAUUAUUAUUAUUAUUAAAAAUAUUGAAAGAAUUUUUGUAAUAGUUUGUCUUUCUCUCUUUUUUGUUCCCUUUUUCCUUCUAUAAAUUCCUCUUGUUUCCUCAAA
This is a messenger RNA of Humulus lupulus (European hop), 1718 nucleotides long. Its product is annotated as protein FANTASTIC FOUR 3. The record is from RefSeq and is a predicted model, not a curated record. Bases 555 to 1559 code for a protein of 334 amino acids. The transcript has a single exon. Lineage: Eukaryota; Viridiplantae; Streptophyta; Magnoliopsida; Rosales; Cannabaceae.